Caenorhabditis angaria is the source of this 426-nucleotide messenger RNA. NCBI's taxonomy places the organism in Eukaryota, Metazoa, Nematoda, Chromadorea, Rhabditida, Rhabditidae. The record is from the annotation of a GenBank genome assembly.
AUGUCUUUUCUAUUUCUAAUAUUUCCCAUAUUUUCCCAUCAAACCUCAAUUUCUCCUUCACAAAUCCAACCUUUGGCUCAAAAUGCCAGCCAAACCCUGAUAAGUAUUCUGGAUGGUUGCACUUCGAAUCGAAAUUUCACAUGUUUGGAUCUCAUUUUUCAUCCGGAUUUUAAAAUUGGGGGCUCAAGCCCGAAUUCAAAUCUCGAUUUAAAAUAUCACCGUCUAUUUUGGAUCAAUCGAUUGAUGUUUGACUCACUUUAUUAUGAAUAUCGAUUGAUUUUUGGGGAAAUAAAUGAAGCGGGAGAUUUGGAAAUGUUGAUUUGUCAAAAAUCGGAUCACCAAGUCAAAUAUAUUUUCUAUAAGGCUAAGCAGAUGAUUCCGUGGGGUAAAAGUAUUCGUAUUUUGAGUGCCAGAUUUGUUGAAUGA